AUGUCCUUGGAAACUUUACGAGCCCAGAACCGGCUCAUCGAAGAGUAUGUAAUGCGGUUAGUCCGUCAGCGAGACGAGCUGAAGCAGGUUACAAAGCUUGCAGAGGAGCGUGACUCGUAUUUCAUUCUGGGGCUCCAUGGCCCGUCUGUCAGCGAAGAUGAGGUGAAAAAGGCCUAUCGGAACCUGGCCAGGAAGGAACACCCCGACAAGGCUGGCAUUGGCAACAAAAAGCGCUUCCAAGCGAUUCAGCAAGCUUAUACCUCGAUUCUCAAACAGAGGCAGCUUGGUGGACCGGCCGUUGCAGAGGAUGUCACAGAAGAGGUGCCGAAGGAGGUUGAGUCUUCCAUCCUGAGAGAGUCUUACAAGUACGGCAGCGAGGCACAACAAGCAGCUGAAUGGGUGGCAUUGGGAGCACAUCGAGUUAUGCGUGUUUGGGAAGAUUCUGAGGGGAAGCGCCGCUCCUUGCGCAGUCUGCGGGAACUCACGCGCCAAAGCACUGUAGAACUACGAGGCCUUGGGCAGCAGCUGCGAUUGCUGGGCCGUGCCACAGACGCUACAGUGCGCUGUGCGGAGGCAUUCCUGAGCGACAACAGCGACAUCGCGGAAACUUUGAGCACUGGGAUGGCUCUCCGUGAUCGAUGUGCUAUUGUGGAAGAUGCAGGCCGUGCUUGCGCCACUUCAGCUGAGCUUUUGGAGAGGAUCACAGAGGCAACUGAGGCAACGCUGAAGAAGGUUGAGACAGCUUCACCAGAAGCUAGUGAAGUGGCAGCCUAUGGCAAUCAUCUGAGCUAUGAUCAAGAAGGGCAACGACUUACAACGCCUGGGAACGCGACUGUUGACUGAGAGUCUGGACCUCAGAGUCCUGCUGUUGAGCAAAAAGCAAAGACCGACCUAUCAAAAGGUUUUGGCCAUCCCUUUUCGAUCUUGUAAUAUUCCUUUCAAUAGCGUCCUUUUGUAGGAACAAGAAGCUACUAGGAGCAAAGGGCAUCGCUACUAGGAACAAGGACGCUACUAGGGGCUCCUGGCCUUACUACUAGUAACUAGUAGCAAGAAGCCAUUAGAAACAACAUCGUCCUCUUUUUCCUUCUUUGAUUUGUGAAAGCACAUGUUUGAGGCUCCAAGGCUUCAGGCCGAGGCUUCACACAUCGCUUGGCCCGAAGCUUUUCGGUGGCCCGCCGCACUGCGGAGGAGGCCAUUUCAUCAGCCAGUAAGGUGCGAACCUCUUUUUGUCAGAAGAAGAUAGACAAUAAGCAACUAUUAACUAUAUAGAAUUAACUAAAGGCAUCAAGGCAUCAAAUAAACCUUGGGUUCAGCAUUCAACAUUGAAUGAAUCUUGUGGUUUCUCCCGGUCUUAGCUGCCUGGUUACUUACGUUUUGUGCGAUCGAACCUUGCGUUUUAAAACUCACGUUUCCAGCCGUACGUUCCCACGUUUUGGAGCUCAGAUGCGUUUUUGGAACUUCCUCAUGCGUAAACAGAACAAGGCCAUUGAAGACAGAAACAUCCCAAAUGCAUUUUCAAGAACCAGAAAAAUGCAUCCAGUAGCACCCCAUACCCAAAUGCAUUUCCAAGAGUGAGAGAAAAGCGUCCAGCAGUAGCCCAUAGCUUCUGUAUUGAAAGACGAACAUAUUUCCGCAAAGUGGACCUCCAGACCACACAGAUGCAUUUACCCGAGGACAGUAAAUGCAUAUAGGUAUUUGGAUGGGGCCUGGAUUUUGGGAGGGGGGCUGCACGUUUUGGAUUACAGACGUGCGGAACCUUACGUUUUGCGUUUUGCGUACCGGGGCGCCUAAGCUCCCGGUGUCUCAUGGUUUGGCUGCAGACCUUGGACCUUCACAAGGGCUUAAUGAUGUUGGAUGCUGA
Messenger RNA from Durusdinium trenchii, 1861 nucleotides. The record is from the annotation of a GenBank genome assembly. NCBI's taxonomy places the organism in Eukaryota, Dinophyceae, Suessiales, Symbiodiniaceae.